Molecule: messenger RNA, 2057 nt
Organism: Caretta caretta (loggerhead turtle)
Lineage: Eukaryota; Metazoa; Chordata; Testudines; Cheloniidae
Source: RefSeq, a predicted model, not a curated record
UUACAACAAACAAGAAAAUGCAGACAGAUCCCAGUGAAUAAGGGACACUUAUUCUAAAAUUGUCUUCAGUACCUAUGCAAUUGAGACAGAACUCAAAUUCACUAGCCUAAACAAUGACUAUAAAAUCAAUCAUUCUUGUAAUGGUGUAUCUUCAAACCUACACUGCAAAUGGACAGAUAAUAUGUGAGAGGCAAAUGAGUGUGGAAUGGCGCGCACAACCAAAGCAGCACAUCAUGAAAUGGACUCUGAUGAAUAACAUCUGCUCGAACUUCUACACAGAUUGCUGGAAUAUAAAUACCAAUAUUGAAAGGAACAUCCUAGAACAGGAGGCUUUGAAUGUCCCUCAAAUAUGUCCUUUUCAGCUUCAGUUGGGGGAUAGUCUGUUCAUAUCUUCAGAAGCAUCUUUUCAGUCACAUGGGAUGAAUUUGGGGAAUGUUUCCAUGGAAGAAUUUAUUAGGUGCCCCUCAGAAGGCUUUCUUCAAGAUCAGUUGAUUUUUGGUUGCAGGUUAAGAGGGAUGCACCAAGUUGACCCUCGGUGGCUCGGAGUUGGAACUCAUUAUUUUGCAGAAGUUCAGACCAAAGGACCACCGUUAUGCAACCUGGGCCUUCGGCUCAAUGUAACAGUGAAGCAGCAAUUUUGCCAACAGUCUUCAAAUGAACCCUUUUGCUCCAGGCAUGGCAGAUGCUUAAGCCAUGUAUGGGAUGAGGCAUAUAACUGCCACUGUUCUCAACAGUAUUUUGGAAGAUUCUGCGAGGAGUUUGAUGCAUGCUCCAGUAAACCCUGCCACAACAAUGCCUCCUGUAUUAACACAAGAGAAGGAACUAUUGGGGAUUCCUAUGAAUGUGCCUGUCCCACACAAUUUGCAGGUAAAAACUGUUCAGAAAUAAUUGGACAGUGCCAGCCCCAUACCUGUCUGAAUGGCAACUGCAGCAAUGUUACUCCAAAUACUUUUCUUUGUGAAUGUGACAAAGACUUUACAGGUGCAUUUUGUGAGGAGCCCCUUGAGCCUUGUACUUCUCAACCAUGCCUGAAUGGGGGGAUAUGCCAGAAUAAUGAGCAUGAAUAUGUUUGUGAAUGUCUGGCUGGAUUUCUUGGCCAUGACUGUGAAAAAGAUGUCAAUGAAUGUUCUUCAAGGCCAUGUCAGAAUGGAGCUACAUGCGUUGAUAUGCCAAAUGAUGUGGCAUGUAUCUGUUUGCCAAUGUUCACUGGCAAGUUCUGCGAUAGUGUGUUGGGACCAUGUGAGUUAUCACCUUGCUUAAAUAACGCUACUUGUGUAGAUCAGCAGCAGAGCUAUUAUUGCCGCUGCUUGCCAGGAUUCACUGGAAAGAACUGUGAGGAAGCAAUUGACUACUGCAGGCUGCUCAGCAUCAACUGUCUGAAUGAAGGAUUGUGUCUCAAUAUAAUUGGAGGAUUCAGUUGUCUCUGUGCUCCUGGAUGGACAGGGGAAUUCUGCCAAUCUGUUGAAAAUGCAUGUUUAAUUUACCCUGACAAUUGCUACAAUGGAGCUACUUGUAUCGAUAUGAGCCAAUCGAAUGAGCAACCACAGUUUCAAUGCCUGUGUCUUCAUGGUUUCACAGGAGCGUUCUGUGAGAUGGAAAUUGAUGAGUGUGGUUCCAAUCCAUGUAAACACGGAGGAACAUGCAUUGAUUCCAUAGGCCAUUUUAAGUGUACCUGCCUCAUGGGAUUUGAAGGUGAAAAAUGUGAACUGGAUAUCGAUGCCUGCUUAUUCUACAAUAUAAGCUGCACCUCAGAGGAACUGUGUGUGGACAGACCUCAUGGACUUAAUUAUACAUGUUUGUUACCAUGUAUUGAAAAUAUAGAGUCAUGUGAAAAUGGAGGUAGCUGCUUCCUUGAUGAAGACAACAAGAGUUCUCAAUGUGUCUGUGCUCCUGGAUGGACUGGGCGAACGUGCCUGGAGAACAUUAAUGACUGUGAAGAGAACUGGUGCCAGCAUGGAGCCACUUGUGAAGAUGGAAUCAAUGAAUACAGGUACCCCUGCACUGAGAUUCCUGUAGGGGAUGUGUUAGUGUCAGAUAUGCUAGAUCUGCCUCUGUGA